GCGCAACUUGUCGAGCUAAACAAACUCCACUCGAAUUCAUUCGAUCCGAUCGCCAUUUUGUUGAAUACAUUCAACUCGUGAUAGGCACAUUUGACUCGAUAUGCGUUCAUGUUUAAUCGUUUAUUAGAUAAUAAUUUUGGCGGCAAAUUGAUUAUAAAGUGAGUGAGAUUUAUUAAAUCAGCAUGAAGAAGAAGUACUCGUCCAUAGCGUGGCAAUUUUUCGACCGCAUUGAGAAUGAAAACAGAUGCAUUGCAGUGUUGUGUAAACUAUGUGAUACUCAAUAUAAGUUUUUCGGUAAUACAACAAACUUACGAGUACAUUUGAAAAACAAGCAUCCGCUACAGUGGGAAUUGGCAUUAAACGGCAGUUUGGAUGACAGUAAUUUUCAGAUAGAAGAUGAUGAAUCUAAUCAGUCAGCGGUAUCUCCAAAACGGAAAUCUUAUUCAACAAGGUCCUACAAAGAUAAAAACGUACGUUAUUCAGUAUCAGUUGAUAAUACAAGAAACACAAGAGAACGGAUACCGAAAAUUGAAAUACAAAGGAUAGACGUGUUAUCAGAUGUUGAUAAUGAUAAUAGAGACAACGAAGACACAGAGGCUACAUUCAACCUGGUAAGACAGUUGCACGAAGGCUCAGAUGAGGAGUGGUUGGUAGACGACCAAUACCAAACUACAUACACCCCAACAUCUAAAAAAGUAUUGUAUAGAAAAAUAAAGAGGGAAGUACAAACACCACCGAGAAGAUUGCCCUCCCGACCGGUAAAUUAUGAGAAAUCACCGGUAGUUAUAGAGAAUACAAUUUACAGAGAUGAGUGUUCUGUAUUUGGGGAAUAUGUUGCGAAUAAAUUAAGAAAAUUAAAGGUAUCACGAACCCGUAGUAAUUUACAGCAGUUAAUAACAACAAUACUGUGGCAAGCUGAGUAUGGAACAUAUGAUAAUGCAAACACUGUUAAAAGAGUGCUAAUGCAUUCUGUACAAGAGUCUGAGCUUGAAACGGGUACGAUUCAUCCCGAUCUAGACGUAAAUGUAGAAGGGGAGGAGGUUAUUGAACAGCCAGAUGACAUACCAAACCAAAGUAUGGAAGUAGAGGGUUAAGGGCUACACAUUCAAAUUGAAUUCUUAGAAUAUUUGCAUUAUCUAAUAUAUAAAAUUCUCGUGUGACGGAAUUUGGUAAAUCCUCCGAAAUGGCUUUACCGAUUAUUAUGAAAAUUUGUAUGAUAAGAUUAUACGGGUAGGUCUGAGAAUCGACCAACAUCUAUUUUUCUUACCCCUCAAUCAUAAAGGUAGGAACCAGGUAUAUAUUUUAUUAAAAAAAUCAUUUUGAAGUUUUCAUGAUUCAGCAUUAAAAUAUACACAUUUUUGCACUGCUACCAUGAACCCUGUUUUUAAUAGCGAUUUAAUGUAUGUGGCAAAACAACGUUUACGGGGUCAGCUCGUUUCUCGAUAAAAAAAUAUUUAGUCCAAAUAAUUAUUUAAUAAAUAGAAUUAUUUUCUACUGAGUUUCGUACACAUAAAUAUAUUAUUGCAUACAUUAACUUCGCAUUAAAUACUUUUCAAAAUCAGAAAAUUCUAAAUGUUGAUGAUGAGCAAUUAAAAGUAUAAUAAAAAAUACAUAUUGUCUAAUAUUGCAUGAUUCAUAUAUGAAAACAUGGGAUUGUUUUGAAUUGUC
Molecule: messenger RNA, 1668 nt
Organism: Achroia grisella
Lineage: Eukaryota; Metazoa; Arthropoda; Insecta; Lepidoptera; Pyralidae
Exons: 2
Coding region: 183-1094 (303 amino acids)
Molecular function (GO): DNA binding
Source: RefSeq, a predicted model, not a curated record